Molecule: messenger RNA, 498 nt
Organism: Pochonia chlamydosporia 170
Lineage: Eukaryota; Fungi; Ascomycota; Sordariomycetes; Hypocreales; Clavicipitaceae
Exons: 2
Coding region: 1-498 (165 amino acids)
Source: RefSeq, a predicted model, not a curated record
AUGAGGGAAACUGCUCCCUUUGGGCUGGGGCGUCGCGAGCCGCCGGUCGAGAGAGGUAGAUAUGCAGCUGCUGUUCCCCAACACCGCUUCAUCAAUGUUAUUCAAACAAGCACUGAAAACUUGAUACCAGAAAUUAUCGCACUGAAAAUAUGGCUAACCGACACUUCGACAUGCCCCUGCUUCCUCUUCGCCCUCUGUGAACAGCAGUGCCUCAGCCGAGAGCCAAUAGCUGCCGUCAAGCUACAGCAACCCCCUGCUGCUUAUGUCCAUGACAGAGGUCGUGGCCAUUAUGGACCUGGGCAAGAUGGAGGUGAGAGUCGGAAUCAGCAUCGGCGUGAGUGUGGAAGGGCUUAUGGCUCAGUUCUGCUCCCCAGCGGCAACUGGCCCAUGAGGAAGGGGCAUUUCAUUCGCGCCGAGGUUGGUGUAAUUUUGGUCAUCGCGCUCGUCGGUUUUGGGGUGUACAAGGGCAAGAUAACAACCGGCGCCAGUGGGCCUUAA